Diaporthe amygdali is the source of this 480-nucleotide messenger RNA. RefSeq lists its product as uncharacterized. NCBI's taxonomy places the organism in Eukaryota, Fungi, Ascomycota, Sordariomycetes, Diaporthales, Diaporthaceae. The transcript has a single exon. The record is from RefSeq and is a predicted model, not a curated record. Bases 1 to 480 code for a protein of 159 amino acids.
AUGCCUCAAAUGGCUUCAGCCACGGCCAGCGUGCCUCGGAUCUACCGCCUGAUUCUCUUGACCAUCGAACCUUUCUUCGCUUUGAUGGGCGCAAUCCUUGUUCUCGUUGAUGCGAGCACCUAUCUCGGUGGUAUCACGCGUCACUCCGUCGCCUUUGAACCCGACACGACAUUCCUUUACACCGCUCUUGGUGGUUCUUGGCUGUACUUCGCCUUCGUAGAGGCUGUGGUCUUGCGACUGUUCGACGACCUCGCGCUUUGGAGGGUCCUGUGUACGGGAAUGUUAUUGAGCGAUGCAGCGUUCUGCCACAGCACAGCCCAGGCAGUGGGAGGCUGGGGUGUAUAUGUCAACAUGGGAGAUUGGACUCCGGAGGAUUGGGUAGCGCUCGUAACUACCGCACCGAUGGUGUUGACACGGAUCCUGUUGGUGCUAGGGGUCGGAAUCAAGCGAUUGCCAAUAGGAGUGGUGAAGCAAGAGUGA